GAGGCGCUGGGGCGGCCGCGCCAGCAUGAAGCAGCCUCGCUGUCUGUGUCAGAUUUGUAUCUGCGGGCACCAUCGUUGCCCUCGUGUACCAACAAGGAUUUAUGAUAAUGGACAACAGCUGUGCCUCACAACUGAGUAUGGGGAAAAAUACCCUGUCUACAGCAAUGUCUCUCCUCCCCGCAGCCUCAGGCCAAAGCAAGAGUACCAAGGGCACCAUGGGAGAAUGGAAGGAAUGACAACGUUUAAAUCUGAUUACUUACCAUAUGAUAUUGUGAAGCAACCUUUUCGGGUACAAGAAGAGUAUAAACCAAAGUCAGGAGAGAUGGAACUUAGAACCACAUACCAGGAAGAUUAUAAUGCUUAUAAAAUACAACCAGUGACAUUAGCAAGACUUCUAGAGAGAGAACACACUACAGGAGGAAAAUUCAAUACCAUACCAACCUAUCAAGAUGACUAUAGGUUGUGGACAGUUCAAAGACAAGAACCUAGUAAGGUGGAGGAUACAUACCGGCCACCUACAGUGAAGUUUGGAAACUCUACUACAUUUCAGGAUGACUUUGUUCCUAAGGAACUGAAUCCCAGACAAAGCUUUAAACCUCCUUGUGCAGCCAAGCUUUCAGAUGUGCCUUUCGAGAGCACUACUAGCCACCGCACUUCUUAUAUCGCUCAUCAACUAGGACCAAAACUUGUAAGACUGAGAGAAGAAUACAAGCCCAGCAGCCAACCCUUUGAAGAUAUCACAACCCACCAAAGUGAUUUUAGAGGGUUGCCUGGGCAACUUGCAAAAAACUGCAAGCGUGAAUAUGCAGAAGUUGGAUCCAAUGCUCAUUUUAGAGUCACUGAAUUCCAAGAUCGUUUCCAGCCAUGGCUCGUCUCCUUGCCUGAGGUCCACAAAACAAAAGAGUACAUACCUUCCUCGGGCAACAUGGAUUUGAACUCCACCACCCGUCUUGACUAUGUUAAGCAUGAGAUUUCUCCUACUGUCCCUAUAAGACCAGUUUCUAAUCAAAGAAUAACCAAUGCCCCUUUUCAAGGGACCACUACUACAAAAGAAGACUUUAAAGCUUGGGAUAGCUACCAACAAGAAAGUACUAAGAAACAACAGGAAAAAACAAAACCCACCGGAAAAUUUGAUGAUUUAACUACAUUUAAAUCUCACUUCGUACCACAUCAGAUCGCUCCAGCUCAGAGUUGCAAACCUGUACGAGCUGUAGUUGUCAGCUCGGCUCCUUUUCAAGAUGAAACUAUGUAUCAUACAGAAUAUACUCCAAAGAAACAAAGCUUCUGCCCAGCAACUUGCCUGUCUCCUCCAGGUUAUGUCUACAUAGACACGGAUUCUUGUGGCCACAAAUUCUUCUACCAGCUUACCCCAGAAUUUUCUGAAUCAAAUAAUAAUCUUAUUCCAAAGGAAGUAGCUGUUGUGUCAUGAUACUCACAUGCAGUAUUUCAAACACCAGGUGGAAUAGCUGGGCUCCU
Pogoniulus pusillus (Red-fronted tinkerbird) is the source of this 1476-nucleotide messenger RNA. RefSeq names its product stabilizer of axonemal microtubules 2 (gene SAXO2). Gene Ontology annotation, cellular component: ciliary basal body; centriole; cytoskeleton. Gene Ontology annotation, molecular function: microtubule binding. The record is from RefSeq and is a predicted model, not a curated record. NCBI's taxonomy places the organism in Eukaryota, Metazoa, Chordata, Aves, Piciformes, Lybiidae.